AUGUGCUCAAUACUAGUGAACGACAUAUUAGAUGACCUGAAGUGCGAUAACUAUAGACUUCUCAACGAUUUAAUGGUUUUGAGAGAAGAAAACCAGAGAUUUCUCAAUGAUUUAUGUCUUGAGAGACAAUUGAACCACAUUUUAGACAAUUACAAGAACUACUCAUUGGUUUUGAUAAACCGAUGCAAAUGCGAGAUAAGCCAACAGCUUGUGGACCAAUUGAAUCGAUUCAACGAUGAAUACAAUGGUCUUAAGAGCCGUCGAAACAGUGUCUUAUUGUCGGGAAAGAAUGGCAAAUAUGUUGACACUUACGAUGAGGUGAUACUCCCGAAGAACACCACCGAUGACUUGACGGACACUCAGAUAUGCGAUGACUGCCAACAAGUGUUUGAAUCGGAAAUGGAUUUACAGAUCCACACGAAUAGUGUCCACAAGAAUCUCCAAUCAUUUUCAUGCCAUGAAUGCAAUGAAGUGUAUAAUACCAGAGAUCUGUUUGUCAUUCAUUUGACGCAAAGACACGAGUUUAGAAAAAGUGGUGAUCAGAUGGAUGUGAAGCCAGACAUGACUUCAAGUAAUGAUACCAUUAGUACCGUAGAAGAGUUGACACAAAACUAA
Messenger RNA from Oppiella nova, 615 nucleotides. NCBI's taxonomy places the organism in Eukaryota, Metazoa, Arthropoda, Arachnida, Sarcoptiformes, Oppiidae. The record is from the annotation of a GenBank genome assembly.